Molecule: messenger RNA, 4286 nt
Organism: Anarrhichthys ocellatus (wolf-eel)
Lineage: Eukaryota; Metazoa; Chordata; Actinopteri; Perciformes; Anarhichadidae
Gene: mat2aa
Product: methionine adenosyltransferase 2Aa
Exons: 9
Coding region: 242-1420 (392 amino acids)
Biological process (GO): S-adenosylmethionine biosynthetic process
Molecular function (GO): ATP binding; methionine adenosyltransferase activity
Source: RefSeq, a predicted model, not a curated record
CAUUGGCUGCAGAGAAAAGCCUCGAAGGGUCUGAAGAAGUUGUUCAGUCAUACAAACACAGCUGUCCUUGUCCAGUCUGCACACUUGCACCCCUGUGAGCCGACACUUUGAAGCUACGUACUCGCACGGUGUGCGUGAGCAGGAGAGCCCCAGGUGAAGGCUGGAACAGCUGUCCGGUUUCUCCACCCCGUGGUAUCUGAACGGCUAGCUUCGUUAGCUAACAGCGUGUUUAUUGGCUAAAAUGAACGGUUUCCAUAACAACUCGCUCAUUGAUGAAGACUGCUUCCUCUUCACGUCCGAGUCCGUCGGAGAGGGACACCCAGAUAAGAUUUGUGACCAAAUCAGUGAUGCCGUGUUGGAUGCUCACCUCAGACAAGACCCCGAUGCCAAAGUAGCAUGUGAGACUGUUGCGAAGACGGGGAUGAUCCUGCUGGCGGGGGAGAUCACCUCCAGGGCCAAUGUUGACUACCAGAAGAUUGUCAGGGACACAAUCAAACACAUAGGCUAUGACAACUCCUCCAAAGGCUUUGACUAUAAGACCUGCAAUGUGCUGGUGGCUUUGGAGCAGCAGUCCCCCGACAUUGCUCAGGGUGUUCACCUGGAUCGAAAAGAGGAGGACGUGGGAGCCGGUGACCAGGGUGUGAUGUUCGGAUAUGCCACUGAUGAGACGGAGGAGUGCAUGCCCCUCACUAUUGUCCUGGCUCACAAGCUCAACGCCAAGAUGGCUGAAUUGCGCCGAAAUGGAACAUUGCCGUGGCUCCGACCCGAUUCCAAAACUCAGGUGACUAUUCAGUACAGACCGGAUCAAGGAGCCAUGGUGCCGUUGCGUGUCCACACCAUUGUGGUCUCAGUGCAGCACGAUGAGGCUGUAUGUUUGGAUGAGAUGCGCAAAUGUCUGAAGGAGCAGGUGGUGAAAGCUGUGGUUCCCAGCGGCUACCUCGAUGAGGAAACCGUAUACCACCUGCAGCCCAGUGGACGCUUUGUCAUUGGAGGACCGCAGGGUGACGCUGGUCUGACUGGGCGUAAGAUCAUUGUCGAUACUUACGGUGGCUGGGGUGCUCAUGGAGGCGGAGCCUUUUCUGGGAAGGACUACACAAAAGUAGAUCGCUCUGCUGCCUAUGCUGCCCGCUGGGUGGCCAAAUCUCUGGUGAAAGCUGGGCUCUGCAAGCGCGUGUUGGUCCAGGUAUCCUAUGCUAUUGGAAUCGCCCAUCCACUCUCCAUCUCCAUCUUCCACUUUGGGUCCUCCCAGAGGAGCGAGAAGGAGCUGCUGGAAAUUGUGAAGAAGAACUUUGACCUCCGUCCUGGAGUCAUCGUGAGGGAUCUUGACCUGAAGAGGCCAAUCUACCAGCGCACAGCAGCUUAUGGUCACUUUGGCCGUGACUUCUUUUCAUGGGAGGUGCCCAAGAAGCUGAAAUACUGAACCCCUCCUCCGAUCCUUGAACGGGCCUCAAGUGUACUACAGAUACACCUGUCUGUCUACUUCCCUCCUUUCUCCUCCCCCUCCCCCCUCUUUCUGCUCACACACACACACACACACAGCCACAUCACCACAGCCUCUACUUCAUAAAACAAUGUCCUUUCUCCACCUCUUAGUUUUCUACACAUCUUUAUGAGAUAACAAAAGUAUUUCAGUUGCAGAUAUUAAGUUGAACAAGCAUGUUGGAUACAUUGUGCGUACAGAUUUGAGCAGUGCUGCCAGCUUCUAUUCAACUUUGGGACACUGCUAGUUAUGAGUGGAUCUCUGCAGUAUAUAUUUAAACCAUAUUUAUAGCAAGAUUACCAAAACAAGCAUUAACCAGUAUUGAUGGUGUUUUGUAAGACAUUUCUGGUAUUCCUCAGCUUUCUAAAUUCAGAAUCUCACUGAAGUUUAUUUAUAUAAGUGAUCAGUGGUUGGAAUCCUAUGUCGCUUUUUCUUCAAUGGCAACAUGUUAUUUUCCAGUUUAGCACUCCAAAACCAUCAGCUGCGUUCCCCUCAUACCCUUCCCCUUUGUUUUUGAAAUUUUGAUGGAACUAAGAGGGCCAAAUUCGUCUCAAUUUAUACGAAACAUUUCCUAAUUUGUGCUGUCCCUUCAGGCCAUUUUUUUUCUGACGUUUUACAGAGAAGUCAGAAGCUGCUAAUGACCUUGUGGUUAUGUUGGGCUGCGCGAUGAAAUCACUCCAUUUUUGUAAUUUAUUUUGUAGGUUUAAUGUCAUGUGAAUGUUCCAUAAAAUGUUAAAUGUGUCAAUCUUCUACUGACCAAGAUAAAGGCACGGUGCAGUACUCGCUUCCCCCUACCUGGGACUGACUCUGGGUGUAGCUACAGAGAAACCCGGCUCAGUCGCCUCUGGACAGGGGCUGCUUUCAUCACACGGCAAAAUCGUAUUUUAAUUUGGAGAAUGGCGUUUGACUGUUUGUGGGACCUAGCGGUUUGACCAGCAAGGAAGGACAACUGAGUGACGGUCGCACAUGUUUAGUGUCCCGACACGUUAUGAGUCACUGCACUUAUUGGCAAGACCCGCCCUGUGAAGCCGGUUUAGACGGAGACGAUUAGUUAAGGUCGGGCAUAUAGCUCGAGGAUUUAGGGUCAGGAUAACCAAUUGGUCAGACCAUAGGACCCGAACAAAUCCGGUUACCAAGUACCUCGUCGAGCAUGGACGCCUGGCCAAUCCUACCGCUUGAACGCUGCACAGGCCGGGUCUUGCCAAGAAGAGCAGUGUGAUUCAUAAUCGGGCCGUCCUGACGCCUUCGGUCUCACCCGCACACGACAUGAACAGUGGACUGGCACGGAAGAACAUGACGAGUAGAGCCAAAGACCGACCAACACAGUAACACAGUCAGCGUAGUGAAUGUAACGCAUCGUAUUACUGCUCAGAAGAGUUAGUUUUGUACUCAUGAGGACGUGGGACCAUGUGAAAUGAUUCACAAACACAAUGGAAUAUGUUUCUGUUAUGUUUGUGGAUUUUGAAUCUUCCACUGGAACUGAACGGCAACGUUUGCUCUCACAGUCACCAAGAGUGGAAAAGGCCUCUAUUUUGAUGUUCAAUGUAUAGCAGUUCCAAAAUGAAUGUUGAGCUUGCAGCUGAAGCGUUUCUUUUUUAAUUUAUUCAUUUACUUUUUUAGUAAAGUAGUUUUUAAAAAAACAUUCUUUACAUUAUACCCAAUGGAUGGCACAAGUCUGAUACUUCCUGAUUAGUUCACUUAAAGCGAUGCAGAGUUGUCAGGGUUGUCCCUGCCAUUGUUCUUUUUAAGGCUUUUUGUCGAGAGCUUAGUGAGGAAAUUCAGAUGGACAAAAGAUGUGUGCCAAGGACUUGAAUACACAGUAUAUGCCUCAAAUGCUUCCCCAGUUGCCCUCCUCCUUGACAUGCAUCCUCACAAUAUAGUUGCAGAGAUGAGCCUUAGCCAGCGGUGAGGUAUCUUAAAAUCACCACGGUUGGUACUUUGUCCUCGCAUAAAAUGCUGAAGUUAAUAUUUUAUGUUUUCUACUCUGAUAACACUGAUAUCUCGUCUUGACUCUCACCUCGAGUGUACUGCAGAGAAAGCUUAGAUAGGAUCCGUUGGAGUGGCGCUGAGAGCAUUUCAAGUCUGAGUGGUCAUCAAUAUGUUUGCAUCCUCUAGCUCAUCCACAGAAGAGACAAAUGAUCGGUUGGUGUUGUACAGAGAAACCAGCCUGUUUACAUGGUCUCCUGUGGGGGGGGGUGUCGAGCUGCAUUUUUUUUGUUGAAUCAUUUUUUAAAUGAUCAGAAGUAAGUCUGUUAGUGUGGCUGCUGAAUGUGAAAAAGUGCCUUUUCUCAUUUUCUGCAACGCCCUUAUCCCCUACCUCAAAUACCUAACUCCUUACCUGCUGACUUCUCCCCCGGUGUCUACCCUGAGGUUACUCUUCAAUAACACUUACUGAGGAGUCUGAUUUGUUGUUUCUCUCUGAAACCCUUUAAAAAUAAACUGCACUCUUCUUUGUGGUCAUUGGCUUUUGGCUGUUUAUUUUGUAUCAUAAAGCAGAUUCGAGUGAUUUCAUGUCUCGGUGUACAUUGAAAAAUUAUCAUUUGUAUAUGAAGGUUCUGGCCAACAACAAAUAACAAUGUUGUGUAUAUGGAAACCAAAAUGGUAAAACAAGAUGGCAGAAGUAGGUAUCAAUGCGAUUAAGCUCUAAAGAUGAUCACAUCCUCGGGUAGAAUAUAAAUUGACACAAAACCUUGAGUAGUUUCUAUUCUAGUUUUUAUACUUGUGUUGAGUAACAGCAGUGACUACUCUCUACACACCUUUACGCUCAAUAAUUCACGCUUACUUCUUUACGUUAAAACUGCAAAUA